This is a messenger RNA of Eruca vesicaria subsp. sativa (arugula), 1424 nucleotides long. Lineage: Eukaryota; Viridiplantae; Streptophyta; Magnoliopsida; Brassicales; Brassicaceae. The record is from the annotation of a GenBank genome assembly.
ACACAAUCAAUCUACUCAUCAACCAUUUAUUUCAUCAUCAUGGAUUGCAAAAUCUUUUCGUGUUUGUUUAUGACCCACCUAGCAAUCUUAAGCCUUUUCUUCAACGACGUCUCCUCAUUUCCUUCGGGAUAUAAUAAUGGUCCUAAAAAUGGUUACAACAAUGGUUAUAAUGGUGGUUAUAACAACGGUCACGGUUCUCGCGGAUACGGUAUGACUAGCAAUCUCGACUAUCGAUUCUAUGACCGGUCUUGUCCUCGUCUACAGAUGAUUGUCAAGUCCGGAGUUUGGCGAGCUUUUAAGGAUGAUUCUCGAAUCGCUGCAUCUCUUCUCCGUCUCCACUUCCAUGAUUGUUUCGUCAAUGGUUGUGAUGGCUCAAUUCUCUUAGAGGAUUCAGAGGAUUUCAAAGGAGAGAAGAACGCUUUGCCAAACCGAAACUCGGUUCGUGGUUUCGAUGUCAUCGAAGACAUCAAAUCUGAUAUUGAAAGUGCUUGUCCCUUAACAGUUUCAUGCGCCGAUAUAGUUGCUCUGGCAGCUAGAGAAGCCGUUGUUAUUACCGGAGGCCCGUUUUGGCCGGUGCCAUUGGGGAGAAGGGACUCGCUGACGGCGAGUGAGCAAGCGGCGAAUACAAAUCUGCCCUCACCGUUUGAACCGUUGGAGAAUAUAACGGCCAAGUUCGUGUCCCUUGGACUUGACUUCAAAGAUGUUGUUGUCCUCUCAGGAGCACAUACCAUAGGAUUUGCACAAUGUUUUGUGUUCAAGCACAGGCUCUUCAACUUCAAGGGCUCAGGACAGCCUGACCCAAACCUAGCUGCCUCCUCAAAUCUUCUCUCAACGCUAAAGGACACAUGUCCUAAUGUAGACUCAUCUAACUCCAACCUUGCUGCCCUUGACGCAGCUAGUGUUGUCAAGUUCGACAACGCUUACUAUGUGAAUCUCAUGAACAACGUUGGACUGCUUGAUUCCGAUCAGAUCCUUAUGUCUGAUUCUAACGCCGCUGCAUUGGUUAAGUCCUACAGCGAGAAUCCGUACUUGUUCUCGAGGGAUUUCGCAGUUUCAAUGGUUAAAAUGGGGAAUAUUGGAGUUAUGACCGGAAGUGAUGGAGUUAUUAGAGCAAAGUGUGGAUUUCCAGGUUAAGAAUAUGGACUACUUUGAACGUAAACACUCCAUCCAAAUCAAUCUAUAACAUAUGUAGAACUAAUCUAGCUUUAAAAAUAUGAAUUAAGCAUAUAGACCAAUGUCAAUGAAUAAAGUGUGUUGUAAAAUCAGCCUUUUGUAUCUAUGAUGGAUCACAUAACAAAAAAUAAACUUGGAGUUGUAUGUGUGUUUGUGUGUAAUGUAAUAUGUAUUUUUUAGUAUAUGUUGUAUCCUAAAAAUAAAAGUCCCUCCCUUGUUGUAUGGUCAUACCGCCAUAGUCCUAGACUCAU